Solanum dulcamara is the source of this 882-nucleotide messenger RNA. RefSeq names its product co-chaperone protein p23-1-like. The record is from RefSeq and is a predicted model, not a curated record. Gene Ontology annotation, molecular function: protein-folding chaperone binding; Hsp90 protein binding. Lineage: Eukaryota; Viridiplantae; Streptophyta; Magnoliopsida; Solanales; Solanaceae. Gene Ontology annotation, biological process: protein folding; chaperone-mediated protein complex assembly. The transcript has 6 exons. Gene Ontology annotation, cellular component: cytosol; nucleus. Bases 151 to 705 code for a protein of 184 amino acids.
GGACCCAGAAGUAUCUAGACAUUUCCAGAAGCCACACUCCUUACCCCUCCAUAUAUAUACACAUCAACUGCCAUUUGUAUAAAUUUUUUAGACGCAGUGUUGUAUACACACAAAUAUCUCUCAAUUUCCCCUUUCUGUAUUACUAUAAUCAUGAGCCGACAUCCUACUGUCAAGUGGGCCCAGAGAUCUGAUAAGUUGUUUAUCACAGUCGAGUUGCCGGAUGCCAAGAAUGUGAAGCUGAAACUGGAACCAGAAGGAAAAUUCUUCUUUUCUGCAACUGCACGAGCUGAUAAUGUACCAUAUGAAGUGGAUCUCGAUCUAUUCGAUAAAAUCAAAGUUGAUGAGAGCAAAAGUAGUAGUACUUCUAGAAAUAUCAUGUAUCUAGUGAAGAAGGCAGAAGACAAAUGGUGGAGCAGACUGAUAAAGCAGGCAGGUUUACGUCCGGUGUUUUUGAAAGUUGACUGGGACAAAUGGGUUGAUGAAGACGAAGAAGAUGGCAAACUUGGGCCGGAUAUGGAUUUCGGUGACAUGGACUUUUCGAAACUCAACAUGGGAGAAGGUCCUAGCGAUUUUGAUGCUGAUGUGCCUGAGGGAGACGAUGAUGGCAGUGACACUGAAGAAGUUGAGGAGGAAGAAGAUUCUGCACAUAGUGAACCUAAGGCAGCAGUGCCUCCAGGCGCCGAACCCAAAGCAAAAGCUUUAUGAUUUUGUAACAUUUGAACACUUAUAACUGCUUGAGGUUUAGUGUAGAGAACGGAACAAAAUAAAGUUGGGUCGAAUGAAUAAAUGGAUAGGGCUCUGGCUGAAUAUUUUAUGUAUCGUGAACGACUAGUUGUGGUUAGAGCUAUAGAGCAGGAAAUGUUUGAUGAUCAGUUCAUGAUA